AUGCCGAACAUUAAGCAAGAACCAGGAAUAACCUCGAAUGGAACAGGAACUAAUUUAAGACGAAAAACACCCACCAAUAUCGAAUCAACAGAUAACAACGAAACAAACGACAAUCUCGAUAAAGAUUCAUCGAUAACGGGCAUAGGUGACUCGAAAAACUCGAAAAACAUCAAAUCGCCAAGGCGCGAAAAUUCAAUAACCACAAAUGGUGUGGAGCCGUCAGAUUCUGGUAAUUCAUCAAGUAAACGACGCGCGUCAUCUCCGGUAAGAGAGGAGGGGACGAAACAACCACCGGAAAAAAAGCAAAAAACAAAAAAAGAGAAAGAAAAAAAACCGAAAACAAAUGGGCGCAACAAAGGUCCAAUUGAUUUGGACAAGCAGUGUGGCGUAGUAAUAACUCUGGGUGCACCUCCAUGCACGCGCUCAUUAACUUGUAAAAGCCAUCCGAUGGCUGCAAAACGUGGGGUUCCCGGUCGAUCACAGCCAUACGACAUAUUACUACAACAAUAUCAAAAAAAAUCGAUUGGUCGUCCACAAAAUAAUAAUCAACCUGGUAUGAAAAACGAAAUUGGAAAAAAGGACGGAGCGAAAAUCGAGGGCAUUGAUAAAGCAGAGGAAGACGAUGUUGAUCCGGAUAACGAAGUGAAUUUAGUAAUGGAUGCAAUACGACGUAGUAAUCCUCAACCACUUGCGCGACGACAGUCUUUUUAUGCGAAAAGGCCGAGGACAAAUUAUUUUAAUUAUUAUCAUAUGAUUUCGGAGGCAUUUCAAAAUAUAAAUAGUGAAAAAUUUAAUUGA
Molecule: messenger RNA, 798 nt
Organism: Ambispora gerdemannii
Lineage: Eukaryota; Fungi; Glomeromycota; Glomeromycetes; Archaeosporales; Ambisporaceae
Source: the annotation of a GenBank genome assembly